Saccostrea echinata is the source of this 348-nucleotide messenger RNA. RefSeq lists its product as uncharacterized. Bases 1 to 348 code for a protein of 115 amino acids. NCBI's taxonomy places the organism in Eukaryota, Metazoa, Mollusca, Bivalvia, Ostreida, Ostreidae. The record is from RefSeq and is a predicted model, not a curated record. The transcript is spliced from 3 exons.
AUGCAUAAACUUGGAUUAAUACUGUUGAUGAUUGCAGCACCAGGCUGGGCAGCUGUUAAUCCUUGUACCUAUAUAAGGGGAAUACCUGGCCUCAACUUCUAUGAGUCUCUACAUCCCAGUGGCCUGUGGAUUGUUAUGAAUUGUGCUAAAGGCACAGCAUACAGUGCACAGACAUGUUCAUGCUCCGAUUUUAUUUUUGGUUGUAAGCUGUAUGCUACUUCUUCUGUAGACAAGUUUGCCUUCUUUGUCAACAACAUAGUAAAUUACAAAGCUUGCUCCUUUGGGACUGUGUUCCACCCAGAACUCUGUGGAUGCUUCGAACCUAAAACUUCUACAAUUGUACAAUAG